AUGCCAAUGCCGAUUAAUGACACUGCAAGCAACGAAACGUCAACAAUGCGACAAUGCAUACAAGCAACUAUCUAUGACAAUGACACUUAUGAUACCUACGAGUACGACAUCUACAAGCAACAACUCCUACGAUGGGCGACAACAAGCGAAAGAAAGAUCA
Molecule: messenger RNA, 160 nt
Organism: Dentiscutata erythropus
Lineage: Eukaryota; Fungi; Glomeromycota; Glomeromycetes; Diversisporales; Gigasporaceae
Source: the annotation of a GenBank genome assembly